UCAAUAGCCAUCUGCAUCUUAAAAAAAAAGUAAUGAUAUCUGUCUUUCCUUUUCUUCUACGAUUUGUGUAUUAGAUUUAAUUCUUGUGAGAUGAUACAUGACUUCAUAAACUAUUUACCGUGGUAAUUUUGCGUGUCCUAUGUAUUUUCAUAUCCCAAAUGCUCCAAAUCGGCGAAAACAGUUGUAAAGUUCUGAGUUUUUUUUUGCAAUGCAAGGUAUAAUGUUUAACUAUGGUCCUAUAAAAUUUGAAAGGAGAGAAAAAAAAUCUUUUCAUUAAAUGAGAUUAAAAAGAAACAAACCUAACCGCUGAGUAAAUCAAUAUACAAAUGGAUUUUUUCCCUAAACUUGUUAUCUGUGUGGGCUGGUAAAAAGGCCCACUGAGAAAGGAGCACCCGCAAUGCGUCUUCAGUUAAGGCCCACGAAGAAAUUUGGUCCAUCCAUCCACCAUGUGCAAAGGCUAUGGCCCCUAUCCAAACCUCUGGGAAUCUUUCUUCUUCCCCAAUGCCGCCGCCGCCGUCGUCUUCCCCUCCCCCGCGACUCCUCGCCGGCGGCGAGCACCUCCCGCCCCCGACCUCCGCCUCAUCGCCGGAGCACCCCUUCCUCUCGGCGCACCUCCUCCUCCCCUCCCCAUCUCCCUCCCCCGCCGACCUCUCCUCGCCGCACCUCCCCCACGCCCUCGCCUUCGCCUUCCUCACCCAACCCUCCCCGCUCCCGCGGCAUCUCCUCGUCGUGCUCCACGCCGCCGGCGCCCGCUUCACCGCCUUCUACCAGGCCUUCGCCUCCGCCCUCCUCUCCCUCCCCUUUCCCCUCCUGCUCCCACACCCGCGCGCCCGCCUCCUCCUCGCCGCCUCCGAGCUCGCCCGCGCGGCGGCGCCGGGGUUCGGGUCCCUCCUCGCAUCCCUCCUCCGCCGCGUGCCGUUCCCAGGCGACGCCCGCCUGCUCGAGCUUUUUACCGAGCACGCCUCCUUCCUCGCCGACGAAGAGCCGCAGCUCCUCGCCUCCGCCGUCUUCGCCUUCCUCCGCCUCCUCGCCAGGAACCGUCUCGCUCCGGCCCCGAGCAGCGCUGUGUGCAAGGACUGCGAAGAGUGCAAGAGCGCCAAGAGCCUCGAAGAAUGCAGGGGAAAGCUGGUGUCUUUCUGUGUCUCCAUGCUGCGGGAUCACUUCCAAGUGUGUGCACUGAUAGGAAGGGACCUUGUGAGGUCGCUCCACGAGCUGGCCCUCGUGCCGGAGUUCCAGCCGCUGUGGAGAGACUUGAUGCCGGACCGUGUCGGUGAUGUCUGCCUGAUGAGCACACCCGGUUGGUGCACGGCCUUGGCCAUCACGGCCGAGAUGGAGACACAGCUUCUGUUCAUGAUGAACAAUGUGAAGUGGGGGGAUCAGAAGAGGUACCAGCUGUGGUUUGUGAGGAAGCACCUGAUGAUGCCCGGAGGGGAGGAGAGGAUCCCUGACAUUGUGCGGUUCAUAUGCUGCGGGUACCACCCAACGAAUGAGGUCAUGCAUUCUGGUGUUAUUGCCCGCUGGGCGGUCAUUGGCUGGCUGCUGACGUUUUGCAGAAAAGGCUACGUGGUAGCGAAUGCGAAGCUGGCGCUGUUCUAUGACUGGUUGUUUUUUGAGGAGGGGAGGGGUAGUAUCAUGAAUAUCGAGCCUGCAAUGCUGCUGAUGGUGAACUCGGUGUCUCAGUAUACGGAUAUUACGAACAUGCUGCUUGAGUUCUUGUUUCUUCUUAUCGAUAACUAUGAUGUGAGGAGGAAGCAUGCAAUUGCUUGCUGUGUGAGGAGUGCGUUUGAGGUGCUGGUUAAGAAACGGGUGAUCUCUUCGUUGGAGCAAUUGACUUGUUGUGAGAAGCUAUCACCAUUGCUGAGGCAAAAGCUUGUGGCCUUCUUAAGUAGUUCCAAUCCUGGAGCAGCUGAAGAUUCUUGCGGGAAACCAACUCCUAUAGUUUCUAAAGAAACAGAGUUGAAGAAGAGUGUUUGCUCAAGCUAGACUUUAAUCAAUGGUUCUGUUAUGUCACAGUCCUGUGUCUCAGGAACGAACUCGGCACCAAUUCAGCAGGGUAGGCAUCUGAAGAGGAAUCACAAUGCUCGCACAAAUGAGAGGAAAGAUGUGAAGAAAUCAUUGGGAGCAGGAAGAAAAGGGAUGUGGAGUAUGCAGUCAUUCAUCAACAGCUGGCACUAUAUCUAGCAUGUUGGUUCCUGAUUUACAUCUACAGAGACACAUCAAACUAAGUUUGACACUGUGUUUGCUACAAUGGAAGCCAACCUCAUCCACACUCAUCCACAUUCAACUCAUAUUUCCACCGUAUUCGGUGUGAAUUGGCUGCCUGCUUGAUCUAUGAACUGUUGAGUUUGCUCAAACCAUGGUGUCUUCAAUCCGUGCCAAAGAUAUAGUUAUCAUGUGCGUGAAUAGGUUAUUUCACUGGUUGAAUGGUUUCUGCAAGGAUGACUACAUCAUCUCGAAGAUGAAUUUUUUGCUUCUUGUGGCAUGUUUCACAUUAGUCCCAGACGCGAACAACUGGAGUACAGCAGAAAAAUUGUUCUUUGUGCUAAAUUACCGACAUCUGUAAUUGACUAAAGAAGCUGUGAUGAGCUAUUGGAUACUACAGUGUAGCAGAUGCUUCCAACUAUGUGUCCAGAUCCAAGGUUUGCAUGUGUUAGAAAAAAGCACCAUGCACAGCAUCUUGGUGAUAGUGGAACUUUUGUUUUACAAAAUGGUUCUAUACGCAGCAGGUGUUUGUAUCGAAGAAAAGGUGUUUCUAUGGAUGUAUUUCUCUGAACUCAGGAAGCAGUUCAUCCGAUUUAAUUUUAUGUAAUCUGAAAUCCUUUUCAGAUAAAAUUAUGUGCUUGUAAGCAUUCUGUUGCUGUUCAGCUUUUGUGAUUCAAUAGUAAAAUUCCUUUCAUUGUACUUGUUAGUUUGUUUCUUUCCCUUUCAUUGAGAUCAGUAGGUGCCAUGAAGCCAAUCUGAUGUCGCUAAUAAAGUUUUUUUCCAA
This is a messenger RNA of Panicum hallii, 2986 nucleotides long. RefSeq names its product integrator complex subunit 3. Gene Ontology annotation, cellular component: cytoplasm. The record is from RefSeq and is a predicted model, not a curated record. The transcript has a single exon. Bases 460 to 1983 code for a protein of 507 amino acids. NCBI's taxonomy places the organism in Eukaryota, Viridiplantae, Streptophyta, Magnoliopsida, Poales, Poaceae.